CAGGCGUAGAAGAAGAAGAAGCAGACGCCGGCAUCAUGGAGGAAGUGCCGCUGAGUCACACAGCUCAGCCGGUUAAGUAGCAAGUUUUAGUUGAAAUAUUUUAAAUUCUACUACCGUUGUUAGUUGUAUCCUACCUAUGGCGGAGUUUGGUGAGAGAAACGGCCGUGAAGCUGAAGAACACGACGGGACACAGAGCAGAGAUGUCCUGGAGUCUGUGUGCGAGACAGGUGACCCCACGGUAACAGUCCCGCGGGGGCUACGGUGCUCUAAUCCUGAGCGGAGGAAAAAGUUAGUCCUUCAUGUAGACCUGAACAACACCAUACUGGUGUCGGACUCUGUGAUAGCUCAAGGGACGGUAGCUGCCCUGGAGCAUUUCCUCUCAACUGUCACCUGGGGAAGGAUGAGCAAAGGGAAGUGGGAGUGGCUGAGUGACUCCCCCUCCCUGCACCCCCCCUGCCAUGGUGCUGUUAGCUACCACUCUCAUUUUGGACGGACGGCAGGUUUCUCCUCCAAUGUGGGCCGACGUUUCCGAGGGAUUCUGGAGGAGCAUCUGAAUCUGCUGCGCUGGCCCGAGGGCACCAAGGGAGACAAAGAGCUGUCUGUAACGGGUGAGGGAGGGCACCUGUACCACUGGAUCCUGCCCUCCUUCUUCCAGCUGCUCACAGACCUGGUGCAGGAGGCACAGGAAUUCGCCAUUGUUUUCCGUUCCUUUGGAAACGACCUUCCUCGUGUGCUGAGUGCUGUGUCAAGGGCUCUGACUGAAGGAGCUCACCCCCUGUUCCCAGAUCUGCCCCAACUCAAGUUGAGCGUGAACAUGACGACGGGAAAGAUCCGCUGCAGCAGGAAGGGAAUGGUCCUGAGCCGAGCUGAGGAGCACCUGUCUUCUCGUGACGGAGAGCGGGGGCUGUACCAGUACUUCAGCUCCGCCAAGGGCCUGGGGGGCUUUCAGGACCACUUUGACUGGUGGUCCAGUAACGGCUCUUCCAUCCGGGGGGGGAAACCUCUGUGGGUUGACCCCUUCGACCAACAUGUUCAGCACAUCUUCAUAGACGACAACAUACGACAGGACGACGAGCACACCAUCAUUCAACCCAAGGUUUUCUUGGAGCCCGGCGGCGCUGACACUCGUACAGCCUGCACCUCGGAGCUCUAUGACAUCACACUGGUGCAGACCGACCUCCUGAAGGCCAUCUCUCAGCAGAACUACUUCACUCAGCGUGUCCACAUCUGCCUGGAAAACUAUGAGAGGAACCUCCAGCAGGGGGCGGGCUAAACACAGUUCACCUGUCACUCUGUUGGUCUCUGUGACAGCCUCCACUUGGGGUCCAUAGAGUGGUCCAGUGAUGACAGAUGAUAGUUUGCCGACCCGGAUUUUUUCAUUGGACUUUGGAAUAUUGCAGGGAAUAAGAUCAGUUGCAAAUACACCUUUAUUAUACUUAGUCCUUUUGGAUAUUCUCCACAUAUCAACACCACUCUUUCAUGAUUUUUGAAGCAUAAAUGCAACGCUCGAAGGAAAAAGCUAACGUUAUAAACAAACUACAUCAUGGGCGCAUAGCUGCUCAUCACCACCGCUGAGCUACAGGCGGCUAAUGUUCGUCUAGUGACGUUUAGUAGUCUCAUGUAGCAAUCUAAUAGCAACUGUUUAUUUUAUGACACAGAAGCUUCAGACACUCACCAGUGGGGUACUGACGCGUUUGUUGUUGUUAAACAAAACUAGAACAUCUUGUAAGCUUGUGUUCAUCACAGACCUUAUUUCAGACAUUGAACCACAGACCCAUCUAAAAAAAAAAGAAGGAAGUGUUAAAAUGCUUAUUCAUUUCUGGGUUUUACUACUCAUCCCUGCAUCACUCUGUUAACCCAGACAUUGAAAUGGCAGCACAGAGAGAGAAGGUAGGGCGAUUAAACACAGACCAUCAAACCACAAAUAGAAGAAGUUUACAUAUGAAGGUGAAAGGAAUAAAUAUGCAAAUAACAGCCAUUAUCUGAAGAUGGCUGCUCGAAAAGUAGGACAUUAAAUCAUUUUUGAGCUGCUCCAUGCAUACUUAAAGCAGUUAAAGUAUGACAGCUUCUACAGAGGGCACUCACAAACAGUUUGUGCUGUCCUUAAGUGAACCGCCACAGGAAGAGUUUCUGACUUGAUUCAGCCCCAAGGUGGCCCCUUGCAUCAAAGGCUCUUUGGCUAAUCACACCAUGGGAUAAUUGGCCUGAAUCCUGUGUAAUUUGUGUCGGACAGCAUAUCAUUGGGGUCAGCUAUGGAGAGAAAGUCAGUGUUGCGUUUGUAGUCUAGCGAAAAGGAUCUGCUUCAGCUCUUCACCUGUCCUCAAAGUGUUUCAUGUAGCGUCUUACUUCAUAACUUCAGUUGUUGGCCGUCAUCUGCUUUUGUUUACCUCAACUCCAAGUAAUACUUGAAUAAUAGAUGACUGAAAAGAAUCAGAUUAGUUUGUAACUUAAAGGGUUAUACCUUAAAGCGCUUUAUAAACUAUUUAUGAAGGCAUCAUAACAUGCAGCAGUUUUAUUACAAUUAUUAUUUAUAAACAUAUCAAUAUGUUAAACAUGGGUUUGGGAUUGGUAUUAUAUUUUGAAAGCACCGUUUUGUGACAUUUUGAAUAAGUUGAAUUGUUAUGUACGUUUUUAAGGGUUUUAGGAUUUUUUAUUUUUUUAUUUGUAAGCUAAUGGAGAGGUUGUUGUUAUUGUUAUAUUUUCUCUGGUCAAUGUUUAGAGAGACUGCUGAAUGCAAACAGUAAAUAAAAAAUAGCAACAUUUAAA
Molecule: messenger RNA, 2766 nt
Organism: Gymnodraco acuticeps
Lineage: Eukaryota; Metazoa; Chordata; Actinopteri; Perciformes; Bathydraconidae
Exons: 6
Coding region: 137-1273 (378 amino acids)
Source: RefSeq, a predicted model, not a curated record